This is a messenger RNA of Phymastichus coffea, 942 nucleotides long. RefSeq names its product zinc metalloproteinase nas-13-like. The transcript has 4 exons. NCBI's taxonomy places the organism in Eukaryota, Metazoa, Arthropoda, Insecta, Hymenoptera, Eulophidae. The record is from RefSeq and is a predicted model, not a curated record. Gene Ontology annotation, biological process: proteolysis. Bases 1 to 942 code for a protein of 313 amino acids. Gene Ontology annotation, molecular function: zinc ion binding; metalloendopeptidase activity.
AUGUUCCACUUAGCGCAAUUCAUUGUUUUAUUUUGCUCGACGUAUGUGUUAGUAUCUGGUCUGUCACUUGAUAGAUCAAAAAUAAAAGAUGUACCUCCUUCGCCGAAGCAUGUUGGAAUUUUCGAUGAUGAACAUGAUCGCAAAAAAAUUGAGGAAAAAAUGAAUAAGUGGAAACCAGAAGAUGAUAACUAUAUUUGGGAAUUAAGUGGUUUAUAUGAAGGAGAUAUGAUGGGUAUAUCAAAAGUAGGUAAAAAUGGUAUUCUAGAUGUGGCUAAAAGGUGGCCCGAUGCUGUUAUACCUUAUCAUAUUGAAGAGGAUGAUUUUAGCGAAGUGCAAAUCGAAAAGAUCGAAAAGGCGCUAAAGGUUUAUCACGAGAAGACGUGUGUGCGCUUCCGUCCUUAUAAGAAAGGCGAUAAGGAUUUCAUAAUCGUGAAAGGCGACAGCACCGGAUGUUGGUCUUACGUGGGUAAACACGGCGAGGGUCAAGUAGUGAACUUUCAAAAUCCAGGCUGUCUUCGUCCUGGCACCAUCAUUCACGAGUUUAUGCACGCACUUGGCUUUUAUCACCAACAAAGUGCAGCCGAUCGCGACGACUGGAUCACAAUAGUCUGGGACAAUAUCACACCGGGCAGAGAACACAACUUCGAUAAGUACGAUAAUAAAACAGUCAGCGAUUACGGCGUGACCUACGAUUAUGGCAGCGUUAUGCAUUACAGUGCCAAGGCUUUUUCGAAAAACGGAAAUUUCACUAUUCUUUGUAAAAAAGAAAAUGUAACGCUUGGACAACGAGAUGGCUUCAGUGAAAAGGAUAUAAAAAAAGUUGAUGCAAUGUACGAAAAGCAAUGCAAAGCUCGUGAUAAAAAAGAGAAAGGAAAUAGUACUAUUCUUGAAAAUAUAAUUUCUUCAAUUUGGCCAUUCGAAGGAUGGUUUGGAGUUGCAUAA